Molecule: messenger RNA, 1033 nt
Organism: Fopius arisanus
Lineage: Eukaryota; Metazoa; Arthropoda; Insecta; Hymenoptera; Braconidae
Product: odorant receptor 13a-like
Exons: 6
Coding region: 1-894 (297 amino acids)
Biological process (GO): detection of chemical stimulus involved in sensory perception of smell; sensory perception of smell
Cellular component (GO): plasma membrane
Molecular function (GO): olfactory receptor activity; odorant binding
Source: RefSeq, a predicted model, not a curated record
AUGGAGAAUGACUGGGCAGUGCCCCUUUCCGAGGAGCGUCUCAACGUGAUGCUAGAGAUGGCGAAAAUCGGCCGUAGAAUAUCCAUUUUUUCGGGAUCAAUGGCUUAUGCUGCCAACACCAUUGGCAUCGUCGUUCAGAAAUUGUACAAUCUUGAGGCCCAACACAUACCGAAUCCCGAUCCUCGUCUAGUCACCGACCUCUUCUGGAUCGUUUGGCUACCGUACAAUACGACAAAUCCUAUAAGUUACGCAGUGUCUUUUGUACUCCAGCUGUACAGCUCUGUCUAUGCUGCUCUCUUCUACUUCAUCUUUGAUAGUUUCAUCGUGAUGAUUGUGCUGCAUCUGUGCGGACAGCUUGGAGACCUCCAGAUAUCGCUGCAGCACUUGCACGAAAAUGACAUUCAUAAAUCAACAUUUCAAGUUAGACUCAAACGAAUUGUUCAAAAGCACGAGAAACUCGUCAGAUUAGCUGAAGACCUCGAGAACUACUUCAACUUCGUUCUUCUCCUGCAGCUAUUGGGCUGCACCCUGAUGUUCUGCUUUCAGGGAUAUGGAAUAAUCAGGCUGCUCACCCAGGGAACAUUGAAUCUUUUUCAAGUGGCUUUUGCCAUUACUGUCGUAUUCGCUACAGCUGUUCAUUUCUUCUUCUGCUGCUGGGCUGGAGAGAUUCUCGUAUCUCAGAGUACGUCCGUGGGACUCGCUGUUUACAACUGCCAGUGGUACAGACUACCUCCCAGUGAGGCACGUUCACUCGUACUAAUCGGUCUCAGUAAAUUCAGGCCGUUGAAACUGACGGCGGGAAAAUUUUCAGUUCUCACUUUCAAUCUCUUCCUUCACGUACUGAAGACGUCAAUGAGUUACUUGUCGAUGUUACUAGCGGUGCAAAAUCUUUGACUUUGAAAAAUCCGGAGGAAUCGGCAAUUAAAUAAACAAUAAAGAAUUAAAUCAUACCUUUUUAUUCAUGACUUACCCAUCACGCUGUCCUCAUCAGCACUUCCAGAAGGCCAACUACAUCGAUGAAUAAUCAAUGAAA